AUGGGUUCUCUGGUCCUGCAGCUGAGCGCUGUCCUCUGCCUGGUGGCUCACUCAGUUUCUGGCAGCCCCAUCAUGGGCCUUGAGCAGUCACCCCUGGAAGAAGACAUGCCUUUCUUCGAUGAUAUCUUCACAGAGCAAGACGGUAUUGACUUUAACACACUGCUGCAGAGCAUGAAGGACGAAUUUCUCAAGACAUUGAACCUGACAGACAUUCCCCUGCAGGACACAGCCAAAGUGGAUCCGCCAGAGUACAUGCUGGAACUCUACAACAAAUUCGCCACUGACAGGACCUCUAUGCCAUCAGCUAACAUCAUCCGGAGCUUCAAGAAUGAAGAUCUGUUUUCUCAACCGGUCAGUUUUAAUGGGCUCCGGAAAUACCCUCUCCUCUUCAAUGUGUCCAUCCCUCACCAUGAAGAGGUCAUCAUGGCUGAACUCAGGUUGUACACACUGGUGCAAAGGGAUCGUAUGAUGUAUGAUGGUGUGGACCGUAAGAUCACCAUUUUUGAAGUGCUAGAGAGUGUCGAGGGUGCCGAGGAUGAAAGGAGCAUGCUGGUCUUAGUGUCAACAGAGAUCUACGGAACCAACAGUGAGUGGGAGACAUUUGAUGUCACGGAUGCCACCAGGCGUUGGCAGAAGUCUGGCCCAGCAACCCAUCAGCUGGAGAUUCACAUCGAGAGCACACAGAACCAAGCUGAGGACACCGGAAGGGGGCAACUGGAGAUAGACAUCAGUGCCCAGAAUAAGCAUGACCCUCUGCUUGUCGUGUUCUCUGAUGACCAAAGCAAUGACAAGGAGCAGAAAGAGGAACUAAACGAAAUGAUCACUCACGAGCAGGAUCUGGACCUGGACACCGAUGGUUUUUCCAGCGGUCCUGACGAAGAGGCCUUGUUGCAGAUGAGGUCUAACAUGAUCGACGACUCUACUGCUCGAAUCAGAAGGAACGCCAAGGGCAAUUACUGCAAGAAGACCCCACUCUACAUCGACUUCAAGGAGAUUGGCUGGGACUCCUGGAUCAUCGCGCCACCUGGGUACGAAGCCUAUGAAUGCCGCGGUGUCUGUAAUUACCCUCUGGCAGAGCACCUCACACCCACAAAGCAUGCUAUUAUCCAGGCCUUAGUCCAUCUCAAGAAUUCCCAGAAAGCUUCCAAAGUCUGCUGUGUGCCCACGAAGCUGGAUCCCAUCUCCAUCCUCUAUUUAGAUAAAGGUGUUGUUACCUACAAGUUUAAAUAUGAAGGAAUGGCUGUGUCUGAAUGUGGCUGCAGAUAG
This is a messenger RNA of Peromyscus californicus insignis, 1266 nucleotides long. It is a transcript of the gene Bmp10, whose product is annotated as bone morphogenetic protein 10. NCBI's taxonomy places the organism in Eukaryota, Metazoa, Chordata, Mammalia, Rodentia, Cricetidae. Gene Ontology annotation, cellular component: extracellular region. Gene Ontology annotation, molecular function: cytokine activity; growth factor activity. Bases 1 to 1266 code for a protein of 421 amino acids. The transcript is spliced from 2 exons. Gene Ontology annotation, biological process: SMAD protein signal transduction; BMP signaling pathway. The record is from RefSeq and is a predicted model, not a curated record.